Rotaria sordida is the source of this 4287-nucleotide messenger RNA. The record is from the annotation of a GenBank genome assembly. NCBI's taxonomy places the organism in Eukaryota, Metazoa, Rotifera, Eurotatoria, Philodinida, Philodinidae.
UCUGUCACAGUCUGUGAUGGGUACCCGGGUUCUCUGUCACGGUCUGUAAUGGGCACCCGGAUUCUCUGUCACGGUCUGUGAUGGGUACUCAAGGUUCUCUGUCACGGUCUGUGAUGGGUACCCGGAUUCUCUGUCACGGUCUGUGAUGGGUACCCGGAUUCUCUGUCACGGUCUGUGAUGGGUACCCACGGUUCUCUGUCACGGUCUGUGAUGGGUCCGGAGGUUCUCUGUCACGGUCUGUGAUAGGUAUGGAUUUUCUCUGUCACGGUCUGUGGGGGGGGAGGGGGGGGUGGGUCCAAAAUUUCUACCCUAUACACUUCAACACUCCUUUCAGAUCGUGUUUCACAAAAAUACUUACUCUAAGAAUCAAACAAGCAAUGCAAAUAAUAACAAUGAAGAAGAUAACUAUUGAACGAUCAUGGUCGCUCAUGCUUAUGGUAGAUGGAAAUGCCCGAACACAAAUGAAGUCAAUUACAAUUGCGAUACCCAAUAGAACAAUUGAUAUUAUACACAACCAAGCGAACUAAAAGUAGAAUAUAAAUAUAUUAACUUUAAUAGAAACAUUUUAUUGAAUAACUAUUCAACUUAUGUGCUGUUGUAGCGUUUUUAAAGAAAUAUCGAAUAUCAAUACGUACAAAUUACAUUUCGAAAUAGUUAUCCUAGUCAAACAUCUUGUAAGCAAGAUCUUUUUUACAGGUAUUUAGAAUCUUGGGUACAGAUUAAUAAGAUCUUAGGAUUGAACUCAUUAGAUAUUAGGCACAUAUUACGAUAAAAUCUAUUUCAUACGUCGUGAUUUGCGACAGAAUACAUGAUUUAUUAUGAAAUCAUGAUUCAAACCUGUCAUAAAGCGAAUUUGUUUUUUUUCUGUAAAAUCAUAUUAUGACACUUUUUCAUUUUAUUUUCAUUUGAGUUAUUCCUAUCUCAAAUAAUUGAAGCAAGUCAGACCUUGGAAUCUGACUCACCCUGAGAUGGCUCGAUCUCUAUUGGACUACUUCAAGGUAGUCCUCUCUCGAUGAUUGAUCGAGAUUAGCAUAUUCUCGAAUAAUUAAUAUUCGAGAAAUACUUUUUACAAAAAUUUAUUUUGAAAAUCUAUGUUUUACAUGUUCGAACACGUUGUUUAUAUACGGCUCUGUUUGCAUAAAAAGAAUGGUGAAUGAUUAGUCAGCACAUAAAUACUAAUGAUAUUGUUCUUUUACUCAACAUCUGAUGAGAAGAUAAUAGUAAACGAUAUCUUCUCUAUUAUUUUCACAAGGCCCUUAGUGCAGAUUUAUACGAUACAACCAAGAUAUUCACAUACAUAUGAUCUUUUCAAGAUCUUGCUUAUCAAUAAUAAAUUUGUAAAAUAUAGAUUUUUAAAGAUAAAUAAUAACAAAAAAAAUUGUAUUUUUAUUUUAAGAUGCAACAUGAAUUGAUAUGUAAUAAAUCAACAAUUGAUCUAUUUAUUAUUUAAUGUCAGGUUUUUUUAGUUUUAUUUUUAUAUUGAAAAUGUUCUUCUUUUUUAAGCUAUAUAGACAUUGUAAAGUCUAACACAUAGCAAUGUAAAGUCAAUUAGAGAGAACAUAAAAAGAAAAAUAUAAUGAUAAAAAGAUUAAUGGAAUAAGUAAAGAAAAUUUUAAUUUUAUAAUUUUUAUUAAUAUGUUGAAUUUUCAGCCAUAUAGAGACCAUCAUUAGAACUUGAAUUUGAUGAAUGAUAUAACAUUGUUCAACUUUAUUUCUUAUUUCAUCUUUAAUAUUGUAAUGUUGUUGUACUAAGAGUGUAACCAGUGUUUUUAAUAGGAAUCUGAGGCAGAGUGCCUUUCGGUACUUUGAAUGUAUAGCCCAAGUGCCAUUUGAUACUUUAUUUUGAAUGAUAAAGUGCCACACAGUACCAAAGCUGAAGAAUGUUUCAAGAAAAACAAAGGCGAAGUUAUUACUAUUCAUAUAUUUUCAUCAUAAAAUAGUUUUGUAGAAAAAAAAUAACACGAGAGAAGAAAAACACAUAGACAACAAUAGAAAUACAGUAGUCGCAAAAAGUCCUGCUCCCUCAAAAAUCACUAAAACUUUAACCGUUUGGCCUCAUAUUUUGACCAUAAAUAGAGCAUGUCGAACCCUGAUCACAAAUACCAACCCCAUCAUAAUUGCUUGAAUUGAAACGACGUUAUAAUAGGUAGUAGUCAUCUUUCUUGUACAACUGAUAAUUCGAGAAAAGAAAGACUUUUUGAGCUGGCCAACAUCUCAUUGUGUAGCACUCUACUGUAGCUAUCUACAGCAUAAAUUUCAUCGAAGGUCAGCGAGUCAGUGAAGAGUUAUGACCAUUUUACUGUAAUCAUUGAUGUACACGAAAACCAUGCAUUAACAUCGUUAGACCCACAACUCCAUAAAAAGCGUAAUGGAUCCAUCUGAAAUUUUCAGGAGAUGUUCCCUCACAGGUCUCCAUUAUUUCCUAAAAGUUUCAGAAGCAAACAUUCGACUAAAAGAAAAUGGCAUGCUAAUCAUCAUCCAGUAUUUGUCAAGGCUCCAUAAGGCCCAGUUUUCAAGAAAAUGUACUCAUUUUUUUACCCAUGAAAGGACAUGUCUCGGGCUUCAUUUUCAUACUAAAAUAUUGAUAAUUGCUCGUAUAUUUAACAAAAUAAAGCAAAAAACUUCUAUAGAUACCAUUUUUCAUGUUCUCAGCAAUAAUAAGAAGAGUAUGCCAUACAGCAAUAUAUUACUAGGAAAGUAUUUUCACUCGUUCACAAGCUCCACAGAUCGGUGCAGUUUAUCUGCCUGCAUUAUACAAAGACAUAUUUGACUUAGAAUUAUUGACAUUUGCAAUAAAAUUUCUCAAUAAUAUGCCUAAGUAUACCAUAAUCAAAUCAACAAGGCUGCUGUUUCAAAAAUAGGGUGGGUGUGUGAGUGUGGUUGUGGACGUGAGAUAAUAGAAGAUCCACACCCAAAACACAGUGCAUCAAAAAGAGAGUCACUAGACAUCGAAUAUUCAUUCCGUUAUCAAUUAUUUUGUGUUAAUUCUGAAAUGUUCUAUGAUGAUCUAAUCAAGCAAAUAUCUCCUCAUUUCAAUAUUGAUUUGCCUAAUAGCACUCUAUGAUUAAUGAUACAAACUCUAUGUUGAAUUUCAUGAUGGAUAUAUUGAUCAAUUGUGUAAACGAUUGCCGCAUACUUAUAGAACACAUUUACUAGCUCGGAUUAUUUAUCGAUAAUAAUCAUAAGUAGCAUCAUAACAAAUUUGUUUUAAUAUUGAAUAAACAUUAAAUUUUCGUCCAAAUUGAUCUAUAACGUUCUAUCAAGAAAAAUUUUUCGUUGCCAUCUUAUCGGAUUAUUUGCCUAGAUGAAUAUUUUAAUAUUCCGAAAAAUUUUCAUCACAUGAAAAGAUACCUAUAUACAGUUACAUUAUCUGAAUGACCUAUUUGUAAUUCAUUUUUAUAUAAAAAAGAUAUGGAAAAUUUAAUUUUAAAAUGAUAAUAGAAUCAAUUUCGAUGGUCAUUUGAAAAUGUUCUCUGAUAUUGAUCAAUAUCAACAUUUUAUUGAUAGUCGACAAGAUAAUUCGAGGAUGUAGAUGUGGGUGAUAGGUUUGAAUAUAUUCUUUCUCUACACUCACACUCUGCUAUGUAUGUUUUUUUAUGUACAAUUGAAAUCACUUGAAUCAUGAAUGUAGCUCACAGUUUGUUUAUGUAAAUCAAUGAAUAUAUUUAAAACUUGAUUAAUUCAUUAUCCAACAGUGCGCUUAAUUCAAGGCCAAGUCUUUGAAUAUAUAUAUAUAUAAUUUUGAUAUGAAAUCUCAGUAAUAUACAGUGAGUGCACAGAAAAUAUGGAGGAUUAUUCAUGAAACUAAAUAGCCUACAGGCUAGAAACAUUUUUCUCUUUCAUUUGUGUAUGAAUAAUCACCGUUGCAUAUAUACAAAGACUAAUCUUCUGCGUAGUUAAUGACAUAUAUUUUAGUAAUAUUUAUGUACUACCUUUGCUGCAUAAUAUCAAGAAGAAAUAAUAUUAUAUAGAGAAUGAAUCGAUUAGAGAUUUUUGUAAGAGAAGUGCCACUAAAUCAAUAAAAGAGAAACUCUCCAGGUAAAUAGUAAUAAUGAAUGAAAUGUAGCCUCAAUGCGUAUUGUAGUUAAAUAUUUACAAUUCUCUAGAGUAUUUGAUAAUUUUUGUUCUUUUUUUCUUGUUUAUCGAAAGAUUAUAGAAAUAAUAUAUGUGUAAAAAGAUAUUCUAUAAUAUUUAAGGACGUUUAAAAAUGAAUAAGCGCAAACAUUAAAUUCUGUACAACACAAAUUCAAAAUAAGCAUUUGUAAUACAUCAUGCGUUCAAGCAUAA